AUGACCGACCACGGCGACAUUGAGCCACUCCUGGCGGGUGCAUCCGUGGAGCGCUCGCCGGUUUCGCGACGCACAUUCUGGAGAGUCGUCCUCUUGAGCUAUACCAUGCUAUUCUGCUCGCAGCUUUACGCGUCGUCCUUCAACACUGUUCUGUUUGAGACUCUGGAAGGCCUGCUGUGCCGCGACAUGUACGACGAUGUCGGCGACCCGUUGGCGGAUCCGCGCUGCAAGGGCGAAGCUGUCCAGUCGGAGCUGUCGCUGCUGACGAGCAUCGAAGCCAGCUUUGAGAUGAUUCCACCCAUGUUAUGCGGCAUCGUCUAUGGCCUGGUCGCCGAUGUGUACGGCCGCAGGCCGAUCCUGAUGCUGUCCACAUUUGGCGCGGUGCUUUACGGUGCUUUGGACAUCGCCGUCUGCUGGUUUCAUGACUACAUAUCCAUCAAGUUCUUCUGGGCCGUCCCCGCCGUCUACUUUUUCACAGGCGGCGCUUUGGUGUCUGCAAGUAUCAACUACACCAUCGUCACAGACAUUGUCCCAAAGUCGCAAAGAUCUGCAGUUUUCUUGGCCAUCAGCAGUGCGUUUCUCAUAGGUGCCUUCUUAAGCGCCUAUCUCGCGGCUGCACUAUUGCCUCUUGGGCAUUACCCCGCAAUGUGCGCGUUGAUCUUGAUCCAGAUUGUCGGAUUGUUCGCGGCUUGUCUGAUGCCAGAGACUAUUGCUAUUGGAGAGAAGCCACAUGAUGCCGUUGAGGAUGCGACGCCUUUCAGCAAGAAGCUCUCAGCAAGAGUUGCUGAAUUGCGCGCCCAGUCAGUCUCGUCUCUGAGAGACAUGUUCUGGGGCAGCAACACGAAGUUGACCCUAUUACUCCUCAGUACCCUCUUUACGGGCGUUGGAAAGCAAUUGGUCGGCAGCGUUAUGAAACAGUAUGCUGUCAAGCGUUAUGAGCUAUCCUGGGCAAGAGCCGGUAUAAUCCUGUCCUACGCAAAUCUCUUGCGGCUCGCACUUUGCUUUAUGCCUGGAUCUCGCGCAUCAGUCUACUGCUUAGAGCCUACAGUCCGUAGUCUUGUCGUGUCCAUGGGACGGGACGCCGGCACUGGCAGCAUUGUCUCGGCCAUGGAAGUAUUGACGGCGGUGAGCAUUGCCAUAGCGGGGCCGAUCAUUGCGGCGACUUUCCGCCUUGGCAUGAAGCUUGGGGGCGACUGGAUCGGACUGCCGAUGUACAUUGGCGGCGGGAUCAUGGUGCCGGGCGCUCUGAUCUUGUGGCUGAUGCGAUUCGAUGAAGAGAUUGCGGAAGAACUGGCCGAAGAGAGCGACGGGCUUUUGUAA
Messenger RNA from Akanthomyces muscarius, 1320 nucleotides. RefSeq lists its product as uncharacterized. Bases 1 to 1320 code for a protein of 439 amino acids. Gene Ontology annotation, molecular function: transmembrane transporter activity. The record is from RefSeq and is a predicted model, not a curated record. Gene Ontology annotation, biological process: transmembrane transport. The transcript is spliced from 6 exons. Gene Ontology annotation, cellular component: membrane. Lineage: Eukaryota; Fungi; Ascomycota; Sordariomycetes; Hypocreales; Cordycipitaceae.